GAAAGACGGAAUUUAAUUUCCUCAAAUGUAGUGAGCAGUUGAGUUCAGGACAAGACAUACUUUGUGGUGAUACAUCUGGGGCCUUAUUUCCACUUUGUAAUUCCAGCGAAUCGACUUCCCAUCGGGUGAGUUUCCUUUAAAUAUAACUUUCUUCACAUUGCCAAUCCAUUUCUCUAUAUUCAUAGGAAAAUAUAUAUAUUCACAGGAAAAUAUGUAAUUUUUAGAUCUCAUGAAUCAUUUUGGGAAUGUCCUAGUCAGUUAAAAAGCUAUCAUACCAUUCUUCAAAGGAGGAGUGAAGUAAGAGCAAUUGUGUGGCCCAACAUUUGUUUGCUUGUUUUUUAACGGAGCUUAGAUUUACAAAGCAAUGAGGAUGUGGUUUUAACCACAAAGUGAAAAUGUUAGACAGUGUUGACUCUCCUAAAAAGUGAAUGAGAUUUUCCCAUACAUUUUCCUUCUUGUUGCCUAAUAUACGAUGACUACUUCCUUCAGCUUGGACAUACCAUAAAUAUAAAAAUAUUAAGCAAGGAAAUUAAGCUAAACUUCAAUAUUUUUCUUCACUAAUUUAGCUGGUAUGAUCUCCAUACUCGUCUACCAUUUUAUUUCUUGUGUUAACUUCCCUUUUAUUUCAAAUAUUCCUACAAUAAGGAGUCUUCAGCUGGAUUUUUAUGUCCAUGGACCCCUUGUACGCGGUGUAUGCUGUGUGUGUGUGUGUGUGUGUGUGUGUGUGUGUGUGUGUAUGUGAUCCUUUUACUUAGAAAAAGGUCUUCCAUGCUCAUUAGAAGAUCAAAAGCAGAUUCUCCUUACUUACAAUAUAGAGUUUCAGGAUUAGACUGUUGUCAAGCUCAUUCUGUGUCCUCCAGUAAAGAAAAGACAAUGUUUUGUGUCUGUUGUUCCUCUCACACACAACCCUAAUAUAUGAUGUAUAACUGCCUUUUCUGUAGCCCUAAACUAAUAUAGCUGGAGGUCUUCUAAUCAUUUUGCUAUCUCUAGGAGAUAAAUAUAGUCUUGAGUUUUUCAAAUUUUUAGAUGAAACUGUCAAUCUGGUGUGCAUACAAAAUACCAAGGAACAUUAUAUGAGUCUUUUGCUAGGUAUCUCUAAGCAACUGCUUCAAUUAAUGGUCACUUUACAAAUUGCUGAAGGAGGGAAAGAGACCUCUUUCGAUUCUUUUUCUCUUUUUUCUUUUUCCUUUUUUUUUUUUUUUUUUUUUGAAACAAAGUCUCUAUCACUCAUGCUGUAGUGCAGCGGCACAGUGAUAGCUCACUGCAGCCUCAAACUCCUGGGCUCAAGCAAUCCUUCUGCAUCACCCUCCUGACUAGCUGGAACUCAGGCUUAUGCCACCAGACCUGGCUAAUUUUUCUAUUUUUAAUAGAAACAAUAUUUUCCUUCACAAAUUUAACUGGUAUAGUUUCCAUUGUCUACUCAGUUUUCCAUAUGCAUAAGAAAAUAUAUUCACAGAAAAAUAUAAAGUUUUCAGAUCUAAUGAAUUGUUUUAGGAAAGUUUUAGUCAGUUAAAAAACUGUUAUACCAUUCUUCAAAGGAAGGGUGAAGUAGGCUGAUCUGUGUUGCUUAGGCUCGUCUUGAAGGGAAAGAGACUUUUUUGUAUUCACAUUUAUUGUUUGACUUCUUAGGAAGCAUUAUGUAGUCAUUACUUUUUGCAGUUCUUUAGAUUAAAGUAGGUAAAGUUGACUUCAGAAUAUAUGUCUACCUUAAAAAGUGAAGUCUGCUUUAAAAUGUAAUCAUCUCUUUGGUAGAAGGGAUGAGAUGGUGCUUUGCUUUUAUUGUAUAUUCGUCUGUACCUUUCAAGUAUUCAAAUAGAAAAAUAUAAACAAUGUAAAUAAAAUAGUAAAACAAUAUAAUAUCUCAUAAAACUGCAAUGGUUAAAGCAUUUAUCCUAUUGAAAUUUCAGUUUUUAUAUGAAAACAUUAUCAAUGUGUAGUUCAAGUGGCAUUUAGAAGGAUAAUUUAACAGUAACAACUUAAGUAAACUACUAUAGAAAGCUUCUAUAUGAUUAAGUAGUUUAAACAAAAAAAAAAAAAAAACAAUUUCUGAGUCAGUCAUCUCCAGUAGGUCUAUUUUAGUCUUAAGAUAAAUUAAUUUCUUUUGACAACUGAAGUUCUUAAUUAUUUGUUAGUGUAUAUUGGAGACAUUUACAGUAAAGCUUAGAGCACAAUGGGAAAUGAAAGUAUCAUGUUAGUUUUUUGAAGACCAAAUGUAUUGCAGAAAUGUGAGUAAUCCGAUGCUACAAUCUGAUCAUUCUGAUCUAAUGUGAUCAUUUAAUAACACCAAAUAAAACAUUCAUCUCAUUCUUUGGCUGUUUCUUUUAAAAUAUGUGUUUAGGGAUAAAUCAAAUAAAUAAGCAAAUGGUAUAUUUUUUCUCAGUAAUCUAGCAGAGUAUUGCAUUGAGAAGUAAUCUGUAUCUCAGUGCAGUAACUACUUAGGACUCUAAGCGCCGCUGUUCACCUACUGGGAGAGAAAUGCAACCGAAAACACUCAGAUCUCACACCUCACAAAGACCCGCAGAUCCCACAAACUAACUGCUGGACUGCGGCGAAACCCCACCUCUGUUUGGAGGAACUCCAGGUUUCCGGAGGAUUAUCAUCUCCAUAGCUGCGGCAAGAAACUAAAUAAGAUACACGUAUGCACAGUGAAGAUUCUGAGAGGAUUCUGCUGCAAAACAAUGGCCACUUCACGGAAUCGCCCCAGACGCGGCGAGCUAAUCCUGCUGUGCGCGCUGCUGGGUACACUGUGGGAGGUCGGGAGGGGACAGAUUCGCUACUCGGUGCCAGAAGAGACAGACAAAGGCUCUUUCGUGGGUAAUAUCUCCAAGGACCUGCGGCUGGAGCCCCGGGAGCUGGCGAAGCACGGAGUCCGCAUCGUCUCCAGAGGUAGGACGCAGCUCUUUGCUCUGAACCCCCGCAGCGGCAGCUUGGUCACUUCGGGUAGGAUAGACCGGGAGGAGCUCUGCGCUCAGAGCCCGCGGUGUCUGAUAAAUAUUAACAUCCUGGUCGAGGAUAAAGGAAAACUAUUUGGGAUAGAAGUAGAAAUAAUUGAUAUUAACGAUAAUAACCCAAAAUUCCAGGUCGAAGAUCUGGAAGUAAAAAUUAAUGAAAUCGCGGUUCCUGGGACACGUUAUCCACUCCCAGAAGCUGUUGACCCAGAUGUGGGCGUGAACUCCCUCCAGAGCUACCAGCUCAGCCCCAAUCACCACUUCUCCCUGGACGUGCAGACUGGAGAUGAUGGAGCCAUAAACCCAGAGCUGGUGCUGGAGCGCACCCUGGACAGGGAGGAAGAGGCUGCUCACCACCUGGUCCUCACGGCCUCGGAUGGCGGCGAGCCUCGUCGCUCCAGCACAGUACGCAUCCAUAUGACAGUGUUGGAUACAAAUGAUAAUGCCCCGGUUUUUGCUCAACCGAUUUACCGAGUGAAAGUGCUUGAGAACGUGCCCCCAGGGACCCGGCUGCUUACUGUAACAGCCAGCGACCCAGAUGAGGGAACCAACGGAAAAGUGGCAUACAAAUUCCGGAAAAUUAAUGAAAAGCAAUCUCUGCUAUUCCAGCUUAAUGAAAAUACUGGGGAAAUAUCAAUAGCAAAAAGCCUAGAUUAUGAAGAAUGUUCGUUUUAUGAAAUGGAAAUACAAGCCGAAGAUGUGGGGGCACUUCUUGGGAGGACCAAAUUGCUCAUUUCUGUGGAAGAUGUAAAUGACAAUAGACCAGAAGUGAUCAUUACGUCUUUGUUUAGCCCAGUGUUAGAAAAUUCUCUUCCUGGGACAGUAGUUGCCUUCUUGAGUGUGCAUGAUCGAGACUCUGGAAAGAAUGGUCACAUUGUCUGUUACACACGUGAUAAUUUACCUUUUAAAUUAGAAAAGUCAAUAGAUAAUUAUUAUAGGUUAGUAACAUGGAAAUAUUUGGACAGAGAAAAUGUCUCUAUCUACAAUAUCACAGUGAUGGCUUCAGAUCUAGGAACACCGCCUCUGUCCACUGAAACUCACAUCACCCUGCACGUGGCAGACAUUAACGACAACCCUCCUACUUUCCCUCAUGCCUCCUACUCAGCCUAUAUCCUAGAGAACAACCUGAGAGGAGCCUCCAUCUUCUCCUUGACUGCACACGAUCCCGACAGCCAGGAGAAUGCCCAAGUCACUUACUCUGUAAUGGAGAACACGCUGCAGGGGGCACCUCUGUCCUCCUACAUCUCCAUCAACUCUGACACCGGUGUCCUGUAUGCACUGCAAUCUUUCGACUAUGAGCAGAUCAGAGACCUUCAGCUACUGGUGACAGCCAGCGACAGCGGGGACCCGCCCCUCAGCAGCAACGUGUCACUGAGCCUGUUCGUGCUGGACCAGAACGACAAUACGCCCGAGAUCCUGUACCCCGCCCUCCCCACAGACGAUUCCACCGGGGUGGAGCUGGCGCCCCGCUCCGCAGAGCCCGGCUACCUGGUGACCAAGGUGGUGGCGGUGGAUAGAGACUCGGGCCAGAACGCCUGGCUGUCCUACCGCCUGCUCAAGGCCAGCGAGCCUGGACUCUUCACGGUGGGGCUGCACACGGGCGAGGUGCGCACGGCGCGGGCCCUACUGGAUAGAGACGCGCUCAAACAGAGCCUCGUGGUGGCCGUCCAGGACCAUGGCCAGCCCCCUCUCUCGGCCACUGUCACGCUCACCGUGGCUGUGGCCGACAGCAUCCCCGAAGUCCUGGCCGAGCUGGGCAAUCUGAAGCCAUCGGUGGACCCGGACGAUUCGGGCCUCACACUCUAUCUCGUGGUGGCGGUGGCUGCAGUCUCCUGUGUCUUCCUCGCCUUUGUUGUUGUGCUUCUGGGGCUCAGGCUGAGGCGCUGGCACAAGUCACGCCUGCUCCAGGAUUCCGGUGGCAGAUUGGCGGGUGUGCCUGCCUCACAUUUAGUGGGUGUUGAGGAGGUACAGGCUUUUCUGCAGACCUAUUCCCACGAAGUCUCCCUCACCACAGACUCGCGGAAGAGUCACCUGAUCUUUCCCCAGCCCAACUAUGCAGACACUCUCAUCAGUCAGGAGAGCUGUGAGAAAAAUGAUUCUUUAUUAACAUCCAUAGAUUUUCAUGAAUGUAAGAAUGAAGCUGAUCAUGGUCAGGUGAGUUUAGUUUUUUGCUUGCUUUUAAUUUCCAGAUGA
Saimiri boliviensis boliviensis (Bolivian squirrel monkey) is the source of this 5141-nucleotide messenger RNA. The record is from RefSeq and is a predicted model, not a curated record. Lineage: Eukaryota; Metazoa; Chordata; Mammalia; Primates; Cebidae.